ACUAAAACAUUCAUACACUUAUAUAUUAAGGACCAUUUGGAUUAUUUUCAUCUUGACAAACCACCAUUCAUUUGGUGAUGAUGAUGUUGAUGUGCAAAGGGGUAUGGCCAAGCAGCUCAUCCAUUGUUCUGUUGCAGCCACCAAAUGGACACAGAUCCUUCAAAACCCAAGCUAGCUUUUCUAGCUACCCUCUCGCCAGCAAAGUUAUGGUUAGAAAUCUAUCAUACUCCACUGAUGAAAGUUGUCUGGAGAAAAUAUUUUCAAAUUUUGGUCAUGUUGCUGAAGUUAAGAUUGUCAAGGAUGAAGUGACCAGGAGAUCAAAGGGAUAUGCUUUUAUUCAGUACACUUCUCAAGAAAAUGCCAUGCUUGCUCUUGACAGCAUGGAUCACAAGUACCUCAAUGGCAGGGUUAUUUCUGUGGAACUUGCGAAGCCUACAAAGAAAGACUUUGGCAGAUACCCAAAAAGUUGUGGACCACCUGUGGAAAGAUUACCAUCUGAAAACGAAGUUCCAGACCUAAAAGAAAACUGCUAAGGUAAGGCUUACGCUAGUGUUAGAAUGUCAUUCAUUGAUAGGUGAAUGACAGUUCCACAAAUCAUCAUUCUGGAAACUACUAUGAUGCAGCUUCGGGUGGACUUGAUAAAAAUUCUGUUGUGUAAAACUUCACUCUUAGGUCAUUCCUACAGGCUACAGGACUAGUUUACUUGUUCUGUCAUCGCACCCUGUGUUUUGCAUGUAAGCCCACAUAUAUAUUGUGUUUGUUCUCUGAGGCAUGGCGCGUUGCAUGUCAGUCCAGGUCAAUUACUUCAUACUAGAAGAGGCUAAGUGUACUUUCAGUCAUCUUUCAAAACCUGUACUUAGAAUCAUGUAUAUUAAAUCGCAAGACUUGUGCUUUGUCAACUUGAUGUAACUAGUUUGAUGGUCA
This is a messenger RNA of Solanum tuberosum (potato), 924 nucleotides long. Its product is annotated as cold-inducible RNA-binding protein. Gene Ontology annotation, cellular component: U2-type prespliceosome; precatalytic spliceosome; U1 snRNP. The record is from RefSeq and is a predicted model, not a curated record. Gene Ontology annotation, molecular function: mRNA binding; U1 snRNA binding. Gene Ontology annotation, biological process: mRNA splicing, via spliceosome. Lineage: Eukaryota; Viridiplantae; Streptophyta; Magnoliopsida; Solanales; Solanaceae. The coding region runs from base 78 to 533 and encodes 151 amino acids. The transcript has 5 exons.